Molecule: messenger RNA, 309 nt
Organism: Puccinia graminis f. sp. tritici CRL 75-36-700-3
Lineage: Eukaryota; Fungi; Basidiomycota; Pucciniomycetes; Pucciniales; Pucciniaceae
Exons: 3
Coding region: 1-309 (102 amino acids)
Biological process (GO): cytoplasmic translation; ribosomal small subunit assembly
Cellular component (GO): cytosolic small ribosomal subunit; 90S preribosome
Molecular function (GO): structural constituent of ribosome
Source: RefSeq, a predicted model, not a curated record
AUGUUUGCAGAAACUCAGCCCCUCCCUACAGACACCAAGCUGUCCUCAAAUUUGCCGCCAACACUGGAUCUCAAGCUAUUCACUUCCGGAAACUUCACCAACUACAUCACCCACUCUGCCAAAGAACCUCGAUUGAUCGUUUGUUAUGAUCCCAACGAACGAGAAGGUAUGAUCCCAACGAACGAGAAGGUCAAACACUUGGUUGGUUUGAUCUGGUGGCUCUUGUGUCGAGAGGUCCUCCACCUCCAAGAGUGUUUCCAGUUCGGUUCUUUUGGGAAAGAAGAGGACCCAGAUGCAUGUGAGGUAUGA